Molecule: messenger RNA, 1558 nt
Organism: Triticum dicoccoides
Lineage: Eukaryota; Viridiplantae; Streptophyta; Magnoliopsida; Poales; Poaceae
Product: protein farnesyltransferase/geranylgeranyltransferase type-1 subunit alpha-like
Exons: 5
Coding region: 90-1088 (332 amino acids)
Biological process (GO): protein farnesylation; protein geranylgeranylation
Cellular component (GO): cytoplasm; protein farnesyltransferase complex; CAAX-protein geranylgeranyltransferase complex
Molecular function (GO): CAAX-protein geranylgeranyltransferase activity; protein farnesyltransferase activity
Source: RefSeq, a predicted model, not a curated record
CACGAACGAAAAAAAAACAGAGAGAUAGGAGAACAACCUAGAUCUCUAUCUCCCACGCGCGAGCGAGAGCAGAGCAGAGCAGAGCAUCCAUGGGGUCGUCGUCGGGGGAGGAGGGGGAGGAGCAGUGGGUGCCGCCCAGCCGGCGUCCGGAGCUGGCGGACGUGGCGCCGCUGCCGCAGGCCGACGGGCCCUGCCCCGUCGUCUCCAUCGCCUACCGCGACGACUUCCGCGAGGUCAUGGACUACUUCCGCGCCCUCUACGCCGCCGGCGAGCGCAGCCCCCGCGCCCUCCGCCUCACCGCCGACGCCAUCCACCUCAACCCCGGCAACUACACUGUAUGGCAUUUCAGGCGCGUUGUUCUAGAGGCACUGGAUGCUGAUUUAUUGCUAGAAAUGCAUUUUGUGGACCAAAUUGCUGAAUCUAAUCCAAAAAAUUACCAAGUCUGGCAUCACAAGAGAUGGCUUGCUGAGAAAAUAGGACCAGAUGCUGCAAAUAGUGAACAUGACUUUACAAGGAAGAUACUUGCUAUGGAUGCUAAAAACUACCAUGCUUGGUCCCAUAGGCAGUGGGUUCUUCAAGCAUUGGGUGGAUGGGAGAGUGAACUGCAGUACUGCAACCAGCUUCUUGAGGAAGAUGUCUUCAAUAACUCAGCUUGGAAUCAGAGAUACCUUGUGGUAACACGAUCACCAAUUCUUGGGGGCCUUGCGGCAAUGCGCGACUCAGAAGUAGAUUACACAGUUGAGGCCAUUAUGGUGAACCCUCAGAAUGAAAGCCCCUGGAGAUACCUCAGAGGUUUAUAUAAGGAUGAUAACAAUUUGCUGGUGGCUGAUAAUCGCAUUUCGGAUGCUUGCCUCAAGGUCCUGAAUAAGGAUUGGACAUGCGUAUUUGCUUUGAGCUUCCUGCUUGAUCUUCUUCGCAUGGGUUUGCAGCCUUCGGAUGAUCUUAAAGGAACCAUCGAAGCAAUGGAGAACUCUGAUCCUGAAACGGGACAUGCUGAUAUUGCAGUAGCUGUCUGCUCAAUCCUGCAGAAAUGUGAUCCCCUGCGGAUAAACUACUGGUCAUGGUACCAGACCACUCUUUCUUCAUAGACAUCUGAAAAUUCAGCUGAAGAUAGUUUUAGCAGCAUGAUGUAAACUCAAUCGAAGGGGUUGACGCAGUGUAUGAAAAACCUUUCCUAUGAUCUUGGCGCGGAGCAAAAUUUGUACUGAUUUUACCGGGAAAAAUCAAUCAAUGACAGCAUGCCCAACAAUGUCUUGUGUGAAUAUGUUACUGCCUGAUAUUCACAUGUUAGCAGAAUGAGAAUAACCAACCAAACUCCAAUGAGCAGAUUGUUAAAGUAACGGCCACUGGUGGUGUGAAAAUCCUGAAAUCUGCUUCAGUCACUUUGCCUUGUUUACAGUUGAGUCUGUUGUUGUGAUCUGUACCUAAUGCAUGUACACAAUCAUCAAAUUAUUAGUUUUUGUACCAAUGUGUGCUCGAUGUAAUCAUCAUGUAUUCCCUCCUUCCAAAAUACGAGUCAUAUAUAUUAGUUUUGUCUUAAUUUGAACUUACAUCAACA